Mya arenaria is the source of this 1758-nucleotide messenger RNA. RefSeq names its product unconventional myosin-Va-like. Gene Ontology annotation, molecular function: GTPase binding. The coding region runs from base 1 to 735 and encodes 244 amino acids. The record is from RefSeq and is a predicted model, not a curated record. The transcript is spliced from 5 exons. Lineage: Eukaryota; Metazoa; Mollusca; Bivalvia; Myida; Myidae.
AUGUAUUGGGGAGGCAAGGGAGGCACGUAUUGGGGAGUGGCAGCAGUAUUAGACCAUGAAGCUAUUGCGGGCCUUACGGGUAGCAAACCAAGCGGGCUCCGAGGUCGCAGCUCCAGUCGUGCAGAUGACACGCCAGAACAUUCUCUCGAUAGUCUCAUGAAGGCUAUGAACCAAUUUGUACGAGUUCUUACACAACACGCUGUGGACCCGGAGCUGGUUAAACAGAUAUUUCGUCAAGUGUACUACUUCCUCGGUGCGAGUGCACUCAACAAUCUCCUACUCAGGAAGGAGAUGUGUAACUGGUCCAAAGGCAUGCAGAUACGGUACAACCUAUCCCACAUGGAACAAUGGUUACGUGAUAACAAACUCCAGGAAUCAGGUGCGGGUUCCAGCCUGGAACCCAUCGUCCAAGCCUCCCAGCUUCUUCAGGCACGAAAAACCGACGCUGACGUGGACAGUGUGUGUGACAUGUGCUCCAAACUCACUGUUCCCCAGAUUGUCAAAAUCCUGAACCUCUACACGCCAGUGGACGAGUUUGAGGAGCGGGUUCCAAUAUCGUUCAUACGCAAAAUUCAGCAGAAGUUGAAAGAACGUGUAAACACUGACAAUUCCCUCCUUAUGGACCUGAAAUUCUCGUAUUCUGUUACAUUCCCGUUCACCCCUUCCAAAAUCAUCCUAGAAACCAUAGAAGUCCCUGAACAACUGCAUAUAAACAAGCUUGUUUCAAGAUGUUAGCUUGUAACUUACAAGCUCUCGUGAUUCAUUAAGUGUGUAGCUAUGGUAAUGAUAAAACUGGACCAAUAGCAAAAUAAAAGUUUAGCCAAUGAUAUGCCGAAACAACUGCAGAUGCUAGCUUGCCAGUUGCCAUGUUUUAUAUAAAAUUGUAGCAAUUGUGAUGCUAUGUUGUACCAAUGAAAAGUUAUAGUAAUGGUAAACUACACUUAACCAUGGUAAUGUUAAAUUGUACCAAUUCUUAAAAUAACAUUGUAUCCAUGGUGACCUUCUAGCUACAUGUAAGAUAUGAAUGGCUUAUUUAAGGUGUAGCCUUAGCUAUGGCAAGCUGUAGCAAUGUCAAAUAUGAAAGUUGUAGUUGCCAUCGUUAAGUUUUGUUGUAAAAUGAAGAUAAAUUACAUGUUUUCGAAUCACAUUUUUUUGAUGGAUUGAUAUUAUUUUGACACUUAACCAUGUUUCAAUGAUAAUGGUCAACUUUUUUACCUAUACUCAUGUGCACUAUAGAUCCAAGGAUGAUUUUAUCUAUUGGAUGAAAGCUUUUCCACUUUUUCUGUAAAUCCUAAAUCACCUUAGAAAUACAUUUAGCUGUGCACACUGCCAUAAGUGUAUGUAAACAGUUGUCUCAUUUAAUGAAGUCAGCCUAGGAUUGGAUAAAGAUUUUUUUUAUAUAGCAGAAUUGAUUCUAUCAUUGUUGUACAUUAUAUCAUUUUUAAGUUGGUAGCAAAAAGAACUUUAUUCAAUAACUUUAUUUAAAUAAAUAAAGAGGCAAUGAGUUCAUUGUUUAUCUCAUGCAUGUUGUUAAGUGAUGCUGUUUCAUUCCAACCCCAAAUCUCUCUCCCAGUGAUCCCAUCGGAUAGUGUAGUAAAUGUCUUCUUAUCACAGCCAUGUGAUUUUGUAUGCCAAUGUGAAAAGUCAUGCUGAUAUUCAUGGCUUUGUUGAUAGUCAUAUUGUGAUGUGUUAUCAUGAGUGGUUAUUUAUUGCAUGCUGAUCAGUAAGUAUAAGUGAAAAUAUAAUCUUUAUAUCACA